This is a messenger RNA of Ictalurus furcatus (blue catfish), 2192 nucleotides long. RefSeq names its product NOP56 ribonucleoprotein homolog (gene nop56). Gene Ontology annotation, cellular component: box C/D methylation guide snoRNP complex; small-subunit processome. Gene Ontology annotation, molecular function: snoRNA binding. Lineage: Eukaryota; Metazoa; Chordata; Actinopteri; Siluriformes; Ictaluridae. The transcript is spliced from 12 exons. The record is from RefSeq and is a predicted model, not a curated record. Bases 89 to 1750 code for a protein of 553 amino acids.
CAGCGUGCACGAGCGUGGUGGAGAGCUUCUUUCCUGGCCGAGUAGUAGAGCGAGAGUGGAGCGCGUGGCGCACCGAAAGAACCUCAAUAUGGUGCUGCUACACGUGCUGUUUGAGCAUGCCGCUGGAUAUGCGCUGUUCGCCGUGAAGGAGGUGGAGGAGAUCGGCAUGCUGCUGCCUCAGGUGGAGGAAAGCGUCCUGAACAUCGGUAAAUUCAACAGUGUGGUGAAACUGGCAGCUUUCUUCCCGUUUAAGUCUGCUCAGGCUGCCCUGGAAAACAUAAACGCCAUUUCAGAAGGAGUCGUCCAUGCUGACCUUAAGCUGUUUUUGGAGACUAACUUGCCUUUAGGAGGCAAGAAGAAGGCUGCGCUGUUGGGGGCAGCCGACGGCAAAAUCGGCGCAGCACUGCAGGAGGAGCUCGGCGUGUCCGUCCAGACUGGAGGGGUGGUGGCGGAGAUCCUCCGAGGUGUGCGCUUGCACUUUCACUCUCUAGUCAAGGGCCUCACGGCUCAGGCUGCGUCCAAAGCACAGCUCGGUCUGGGUCACAGUUACUCCCGGGCUAAGGUCAAGUUCAACGUGAAUAGAGCCGACAACAUGAUCAUCCAGUCCAUCGCCUUGCUCGAUCAGCUGGACAAGGACAUCAACACAUUCUCCAUGCGUGUUCGUGAGUGGUACGGCUACCACUUUCCUGAGCUGAUCAAGAUCGUAAGUGACAACGCCACAUACUGCAAGCUGACCAAGUUUAUCGGGAACAGGAAAGAGCUGAGUGAGGAGAGCCUGGAGCCUCUUGAGGAGAUCACAAUGGACAGUGCUAAAGCCCAGGCCAUCCUGGAUGCAUCCCGCUCAUCUAUGGGAAUGGACAUCUCCCCCAUCGACCUGAUCAACAUCGAGAGUUUCUCCAGCAGAGUUGUGUCCCUCACAGCUUACAGACUGGGGCUGCAGGAGUACCUGCGCUCCAAAAUGUCUCAGGUGGCCCCCAAUCUGGCAACGCUCAUCGGUGAAGUGGUUGGCGCUCGUCUCAUCUCCCACGCCGGGAGCCUGACUAACCUGGCCAAGUACCCGGCCUCUACAGUGCAGAUCCUCGGAGCAGAGAAGGCCCUGUUCAGGGCGCUGAAGACGAGAGGAAACACCCCAAAGUACGGUCUGAUUUUCCACUCCACCUUCAUCGGCCGCGCUGCUGCCAAGAACAAGGGGCGCAUCUCCCGUUACCUCGCUAAUAAGUGCACCAUCGCCUCUCGGAUCGACUGCUUCGCUGAUGUUCCUACUAGUGUGUACGGAGAUAAACUGAGAGACCAGGUAGAAGAACGGCUAGCGUUUUACGAGACCGGUGAGACGCCGAGGAAGAACGUGGAUGUCAUGAAAGAGGCGGUUGUACAGGCUGGUGAAAUGGCAGCAGAGAUGAAGCGCAAAAUUGAGAAGGAGGAGAAGAAGAAAAAGAAGCGUGAGAAGAGAAAACUGGAAGCUCUGUCCGUAACCGAGGGAGACGAGGUAGCGGUUGAAACCAAGAAGGUCAAAUUGAACAGGGAUGCUGAGACACAAGAAAAUGGGGAGAAGAAGAAGAAGAAAAAGGUAAAAGUGGAGGAAGAGGAAGAGGUGGUGACAAACGGUCAGGAAGAGGUAGCUCCUCAGAAAAAGAAAAAGAAAAGAGAGUACAAAGCUGUCGAACUGGAGCCAGAGGUGAAGGAGGAAAUUGAGGAACCCGAACAGACUGACAAGAAAAAGAAGAAGAAGAAAAAGAAGGCAGAUGAAUAAUGAGCCACCCUUAAAUAAUGAUUAUUUUUUAAUACUGUACAGUUUUGUUUGGUUUUUUUUUUUUUUUUUUUGGACAAGAAAUCCUGUUCAGAAUGUACUGCGAAAUCUUUCAGUUUUUUAAAAAAAUAAUUUUCCUUAAAGUCUUUGAGCAUCUAUGAGUGAGCACUGUGCCUCGGGCUCAAAUUAGAACAGUCUGCCCAUUUUAUCGGUAGUGCACCUCUCAGCCGUUAUAAGUGUCCACGCUUAAUGUAAAUAUUUUGUCUAACAAAACAAGGGGUCUGAUUAAAUGAUCCAUAAUGGAAACUAUCUGCCGAAUAUAUAAAACUGUCUUGGCUUGUAAUUGAUUGGACUAUAAAGACCACUGCAGCUGUUUGAACCGCCAGUAUUUAAUGUCUUCAUUGUACAUUUUUUUUUAGCUGAAAAUAAACGCUGUAUCACUUUC